Messenger RNA from Oppiella nova, 918 nucleotides. Lineage: Eukaryota; Metazoa; Arthropoda; Arachnida; Sarcoptiformes; Oppiidae. The record is from the annotation of a GenBank genome assembly.
AUGAAGAAAGGGAAACCAAACAACACUUUAUUGAAUUACUUCGCCAGCCGUGAGGGCAACGCGAGUGUCAGUAAGAGUGACCACAAGACCAAUGGCGGACACAAUGGCAAAGCCGGCGCGAGUGAGGGACAGUCCAGCGGUGGGGCCACCAGUUCACAGACGUCCGACACGGGGGCCGACAGUGCCUUCAAGUUGUAUGACUUGGUUUGGGCCAAACUCGACGGGUAUCCCUGGUGGCCAUCCAUUGUCUGUCCGCACCCGAAGUUGAAUACACACGUGAAACGGAAGGGCAAACAGGUCUCCAUUCACGUCCAGUUCUUUGACGACCCGGUGUCGCGCGCGUGGAUUGGCGUACGAUCCAUGAAAGAGUAUUUCGGCAAAACCAAGUCCGAUGUGCCGCUCCUCAAAGACCUCAAGUGGAACCAAGCGAUUGAGUUCGCAGACCAGGCCAUGAAGAUGGCGGUCGACGAUCGCUAUACUCUGAUCGCCGAACUCCGCGCCACCGAUGAUGAGGACGAAGAGUUGUCUGACAUCGACGUCGAUGUCUCGACUCCUAAAGAUGUGUCGAUGAGUUCGCCUAAUAAGGGCUCGAGUGUUGGGAAAGAGACCCCGAAGUCAAAGGCCAUGAAAUGUGAACCGAAAUCUGAUUUGAAACGAAAGGCCAGUCAUAGAGAGAGCGACAGAAAAAAGUUUAAGAGAAUAGCGUUGGAGUUGAGUGACGACGAGUCCAAAGGAAGCGAUGAGGACUUCAAAGUCACUUCAGAGGAAGAGUCCACUGAUGACGAAGACGUGCAACAAGUGUCGAGUGAAGAGGAAUCGGAUGAGUUGAGUCUCGACGAUGAGUCGGAAGUGUCUGAUUUGGAGCCCAAACACAAACGCAGCAAAAGCUCGAAAUCAAAGAGUAAAUCAAAGUCUAAG